AUGCUGAAGGUUUCCUUUAAGAUCACGCUGAUGUCAGACCCGCGGCUGCCUUACAAAGUACUUAGUGUUCCUGAAAGUACACCUCUCACAGCAGUCUUAAAGUUUCCAGCAGAAGAAUUUAAAGUUCCUACAGCAACAAGUGCAAUUAUUACCAAUGAUGGAAUAGGAAUAAAUCCUGCACAGACUAUUGGAAAUGUUUUCCUAAGGCAUGGUUCAGAACUUCAAAUUAUUCCUAGAGAUUGUGUUGGAAGUUGUUAAUAUCUGCUGCUUGGAACAUAGGAUGACCUUUCCAAAUAUUGGUAUUGUUGUAAAACUGAAAUCAGGCAUUUAAAACUAUGAAAACACCAGUAGCUGAUGAAAUAAUGAAGGGUGGCUCUGUCCCUUCUUGUUAUUCACACUCUUCCUGUGAAGAAGGAAUGUUUAUGCACAAAGGGUA
Messenger RNA from Nyctereutes procyonoides (raccoon dog), 436 nucleotides. RefSeq names its product ubiquitin-fold modifier 1-like. Gene Ontology annotation, biological process: protein K69-linked ufmylation. Gene Ontology annotation, cellular component: cytoplasm; nucleus. The coding region runs from base 1 to 258 and encodes 85 amino acids. The record is from RefSeq and is a predicted model, not a curated record. The transcript has a single exon. NCBI's taxonomy places the organism in Eukaryota, Metazoa, Chordata, Mammalia, Carnivora, Canidae.